Rotaria sp. Silwood2 is the source of this 1557-nucleotide messenger RNA. NCBI's taxonomy places the organism in Eukaryota, Metazoa, Rotifera, Eurotatoria, Philodinida, Philodinidae. The record is from the annotation of a GenBank genome assembly.
AUGGGUUCAUCUGGUUCCACAUCAAAUGUCAUAAUUCUUCCGGUAAGAGUCUUGACAAAAAUCUUCAUUCUAUCAGAAAGAAAAAGACGCAACCAUGAUCCAUUUCGUAUCCCAUAAUCUUUUAUUGUCCGUUUAUCAUCAAGAUACUUUUCGAAAAAACUCAACUGCUGUUUUUCGCAUGCAAUUCCGAUUUUACUUUGAAUUUUCAUUUUGACUUCUUCUAUUGUAUUAUAUAAAUAUACUUCGAGAAUGAUUGUUUCAUUUCUCGAUAUUUUCACAUAUAAUUCUUUAGUACAAUUUUUCGGAAUGAAACAUGAAUAAAGUUUCAAGAUAUCGAUAGUCACCGGUAAACCAAAGGAAUUUGUCGAUAUAAUACCGAGCAUCGAAGAAAAAGCGGCUGUGAUGAGACUGUUUGCGUUAACAGCCAUAUAUGAAUUGCAUUACGAUAAUGUGAAAGACAAAAACUGAGAUGAAAGUUUGAAAGGGGAGCGAUACGAGUUUUUUUGUUAUGGUUUAUCAGCAAGUUUUUUUUAUGACUCAAAUAUUUUCAUCAUAUGCCAUUAUUUACUAGCUAAAUGGCAUAAAUACAGAAAAAGAACAAUUUAUAGACAUGACUAUUUGCUCUCACAGCGUCAUGCAACAUGCAAGCACCAUUGGAUCCCUCGAAAAAGAAAAUACUUUCAUAUUAUUACUAAUAAACGUUAUAUAUUUUGAAAAACAAGCUUUAUUGUCAAAAAAUAAUGCAGUGUCACAACAGGAUCUGUCUUUUGUAUCUUCGUGAGGAGAUUGCUAGUGCCUAUAGAGGUCACCCUAUUACCUCUAUGAUGUGAGUAUGAAUGUUGGUAAAUAUAAGAGUACCCUAUUCACACCAACAAUAAACUUUAUUCAAUUUCUAAGAAGGAAAUACUUAUGGAGUAUUAUUUAAGCUACUAGGAUGUUCAUUAAUGUUAAGUGUAGACUAAAAGUACAAAUUAUAAGGAAUAAUGCAUGUUUCUUAGUCUUGGUUGUGAGCUUCAAUAUUGUUUGGAUACUUUUCUGGAGGUUUGAAAAAAGGAUUAGUAUGGUUGGUAUGAGUAAGUCACAUCUGCGUGAAGUAUUUAUGAUAAACAGAGUAUUGAAGUUGAUCAGAUUCUGGAACAAAUGGAAUGCGUUCUUUUUCCCAACAUAGUCCUAGCGGCGGUGUCACAAAUUUAGAUCAGAGUGGGCUCAAGCCCUCAGGAUUUUGACCAGAGUGCGCUCGAACUUACUUAAUUUCCAAAGACGAAAACAUUGAAUCCAAACUUUUUCGAACUUUUGGAUUCGUCAAAAAUAUUUCUUGUUCCAUACUAAAUAAUUUGCAUGAAUGUAUAGAGCGCUUGACUUUUUAUUUUAAAAACAUCUAAUGAGACAACUUAACAAUAUAAAAUCCUGCUGUUCUUAUGAAUUCGUGCAAAUUUAUCUACUACUCGCUCAUCAUCUAUAGCAAUAUCAGGUUCAAUAGAGUGUGGGUAUGUGGAUGUGGGCGGGUGUGUGUGGGCGGGUGGUUGCGGCGGGGCCGGCGUGACAAUGAGGUCCAGG